Nasonia vitripennis (jewel wasp) is the source of this 1538-nucleotide messenger RNA. RefSeq lists its product as uncharacterized. The transcript has 8 exons. The record is from RefSeq and is a predicted model, not a curated record. Bases 134 to 1336 code for a protein of 400 amino acids. Gene Ontology annotation, molecular function: lipid binding. Lineage: Eukaryota; Metazoa; Arthropoda; Insecta; Hymenoptera; Pteromalidae.
AUCUGGCGUUGGGAAUUUGAAAUUAUAAUGAAGCAUUAUCUUUAUAGAUACCAUGAUCUUCUUCCUCGCAACAAAAAGCAGUUGCACAGGCCUGAAUUGAGCAGUCAUAUCGAGUCAGACUGGGCGGUUAACAAUGACGUUCUUAUAUCUAGUUAUCGGUGUUCUGCUGCAGCGGAUUUUGCCGAUUUUUGCCAGCAAUCAAUUAGCUUGCAAUCUAUUGGACUACCAUGCAUCCCACGAUGGACAAGUCAAUCGUGACAGAACUUUCCAGGGCGUUGCCCGCGUUGAUUACCAAAGAAGCGCCCUGGCUAUAUACACCUACGAGUUUACGAAUUUCGUGAAUUUCUUAAUCUACGACUUUAAAAUAGAAUUUGAAGGAAUCUCUGUCAAACCGAACGGAUCGAGCAACAAGUUGUCACUGUCACUGAAAACAGACUUGGAAGGUGUCGGAUUUCUUUCGAACACUACACGGACUCAUUUGACGAAAUGCGAGAUAGAUUUGGAGAGAAAUAUAAAAUACAGAAAAGACAUACCACUGAAUCUUCAAAAACUACUUGUCCAGUUAGUCAGUUCUUGCAUUCGACCUGAACUAUGUAAACAGUUGGGUAAGCCCAAACAAGAUGAUUUCCUCCAGGCAGAAAUUGCUCCGCAUGACUUCGAUGACAAUUCAGCUAUGUGCGAAGCAUUAAGUGCUAAGUAUCCGAAUUUGCAUUCCGAAAAGAAGAAUAAAAAUGAUACAAUUCAGGGCACAAUCAACGCGUUUGCUGACUUUUGGAUUGCUAGUGCAUUGUCUCAGCUACCCGGAAAAAUUCCAGGGUACAUCGAUCUUCCAAGUUUGAAUCAGACUAUGGAUGGAAUUCCAUUAAUAAACAAAGGAUAUUUUAGACUUUACAAUGGCACAUUUGGAAAUCUAAGGAACAUCAAGAGAUCCGAAGACAUUGUCCUAACUAAUAAAGGCAUUCACUUUUCGGCUGUUGGAGGGUUUUAUUUACCUCAAGCACGCUUCCACUUCGAUCAAAUUGCGUUGAAAUAUGGAGUUAUUAGCACCGACGGAAAACUUGACAUCGACAUCGAUGGCAUUGAGUUAAAUGUAAGAAUCGAUAUGAACUACAAUACUAAUCCAUGUAAAGUUAAUGUAGUAAGAUUAAACUCAACAUUUGGCGAAGUUUCCUUUAAAUUGUCCGAGAGUAACGUUUUAGAAAGUAUAGUAAACGAUACCAUAAGUGGUCUAAUUAAUCAAUUUACAAGAAACCUUGUUAAUUUCAUCGAGCUCAAACUUAGAGAACUUAUAAAUGUUCCUCUACAUAACUUCGAUUGUGAACAUUAUCGACCUUAAAAAAGUUAACUGUGAUUGAUAUCCAUAAAACAUUUAAAAACACCAUUCAGAUCUAAAUGAAGAUGUUUGAACAGCCUUUUUCUGGAUGACGUAUGAUAUGCUAUUCAUCUAUUACUCUAAGGUUACCUAUGUAUUAUAACAGAUGGAUUUGUCUUUAAUAUAAAAUUGUACCUAUACCUAAAAUAAAUAUUUUUCUAAUCUA